AUGAGGCCGCCCAUCCUCCUCCUCCGCCUCUGUCUCCGCCGCUCAACGCCCCAAGCCGCCCGCAACGCCUCCCACCGCAUUUUCUCUUCCACCGCGCGCAACAGCCACUCCUCACGCCCCUUCUUCCGCCCUCCACCCCCGCCCAAACAUGGUCGCCGCAUCCUCCUCGCCGCUGCGACCCUCACGCCCGCCGUCUUCGCCGAGCUAGCAACAGCCGAUACCAAUGAUGGCAAGACGGGCGAGGAACACAUGCUCGAGGCUUCCCGCGCCGAGAUCGACCAUGCGGUCCCGGCUGCGCUGAAGAACUCGAAGAAGUGGCGCAGGGCGAUUUAUUUCUUUAUUGAUGAUUGGAUUGUUGAGCCGAUUGCGACGGGGCUGAGGUUCAUACAUCUCGUCAUCAUAUUCGUGCCGGUGAUUUUGGCCGUGCCGGUGAUUUGGUUCGGGAGGAGGGUCAGGGAAAGGGAUAAUGAGAGGACGGGGACGCUGUGGUGGUAUGGGUUUUUGGUUAGGGGGAUGGAGAGGGCGGGGGCGGCGUUCAUCAAGCUGGGACAAUGGGCAGCUUCACGGUCGGACAUCUUCCCAAAGGAGAUGUGCAGUAUCAUGUCGACGCUCCAUUCUAACGCCCCUGCACAUUCGUUCGCGCAGACGAGGAAGACUGUCAGCAGGGCGUUCGGCGGCCGGGAUUUUGAUGAGAUAUUCGAAGAGUUCAACGAGAAGCCUCUGGGCGUCGGCGCCAUUGCGCAGGUAUACAAGGCUAAGCUGAAGCCAGACCUGGCUAUGCUGGGCGAUGUGGACGUAAAAGAGAAGAAAAAUCUGCGGCAGAGAGUUAGGCGAAACGUUGACCUGACGCUGAAGAGCACGCCGGCGCGUGUCCCCUCUACAUACGUGGCUAUAAAAGUGCUGCACCCUAGUGUCGAGCGUAUCGUGCGGCGGGACCUGCGCAUCAUGGGAUUCUUCGCUGCCAUCAUCAACGCGAUACCGACGAUGGAGUGGCUUUCAUUCCCGGAUGAGGUCGAGCAGUUUGGCGAAAUGAUGAGGCUGCAGCUCGACCUGCGCAUCGAGUCCGCCAACCUGACACUUUUCCGCAGAAACUUCAAGGACAGGACUACAGCCUGGUUCCCCUACCCUUAUACCGACUAUACCACCCGCCAAGUCCUGGUCGAGGAGUUCGCGCACGGCAUACCGCUCGAACACUUCCUCGAGAACGGCGGCGGUGUUUUCCAGAAGGAGAUUGCGGAUGAAGGUCUGGAUGCCUUCCUGCGCAUGGUUCUGAUCGAUAACUUCAUCCACGCCGACUUGCAUCCCGGGAACAUCAUGGUGCGCUUCUACAAGCCCGAAAAGCUCGACGUCCCGACCUUCGGCCGUAAGAAAGAACCCGAUCCCAGCAACGGUAAAGACGUGACGGAGGAAGUGCUGCAGCGCCUGAGACCGCACAAACGAAAACCGCAGGAAUGGAAAGCUGAGCUUGAGAAGAUCGAACGGGAGAACUACAGGCCCCAACUCAUCUUCAUCGAUACGGGGCUGGUCACAGAGCUGAAUGCGACGAACCGGAGGAACUUCCUCGAUCUCUUCAAGUCCAUCGCUGAGUUCGAUGGCUACAAAGCGGGACACCUGAUGGUCGAGCGAUGCCGACAGCCGGACGCGGUUAUCGACAAGGAGGUCUUCGCCCUCAGGAUGCAGCAUCUGGUGCUCGGUGUUAAGAGCAGCACUUUUGCACUCGGAAACGUCAAGAUUGGGGACAUCCUGAAUGAAGUUCUGAGCAUGGUUCGAGAGCACCAUGUCAGGCUGGAGGGGGACUUCGUCAACGUCGUACUGAGCAUAUUACUGCUCGAGGGCAUUGGACGAAGUCUGGAUCCGGAGCUGGAUCUCUUCGCUGGGGCUUUGCCAAUCCUGAGACAGCUUGGCACCCAGGGCAGCACGGUCUCCAUGAUCAGGAGCGGCGACUUCUCGAUGAUCAAGGUUUGGGCUGGCUUGGAGGCAAGAAGCUAUCUCAAAGCUUCUGCAGAAGAUGUCGAGCGAUGUGUUAAGUACGAUCUACUUUCACCGAACAUCUAG
Coniosporium apollinis CBS 100218 is the source of this 2055-nucleotide messenger RNA. RefSeq names its product Atypical/ABC1/ABC1-C protein kinase. NCBI's taxonomy places the organism in Eukaryota, Fungi, Ascomycota, Dothideomycetes. The record is from RefSeq and is a predicted model, not a curated record. Bases 1 to 2055 code for a protein of 684 amino acids. The transcript is spliced from 4 exons. Gene Ontology annotation, cellular component: mitochondrion.